Messenger RNA from Hypanus sabinus (Atlantic stingray), 3203 nucleotides. RefSeq names its product WD repeat domain 36 (gene wdr36). Gene Ontology annotation, biological process: rRNA processing. NCBI's taxonomy places the organism in Eukaryota, Metazoa, Chordata, Chondrichthyes, Myliobatiformes, Dasyatidae. Gene Ontology annotation, molecular function: protein binding. The record is from RefSeq and is a predicted model, not a curated record. Bases 1 to 2685 code for a protein of 894 amino acids. The transcript is spliced from 23 exons. Gene Ontology annotation, cellular component: small-subunit processome; Pwp2p-containing subcomplex of 90S preribosome.
AUGUCCUCUGGCGGCGGCAGCAGCAAUAUUUUUAGCAGUUACCGGGCGCUUGCGCUCCACUGCAAUCAUGUCCCGCACGUGGUGCGGUUCCACCAGCGGCACCGGGAGUUUUACCUGGUCACGGCCGUAGGGGCAAGUUUUCACACCUACAAUGUGAAAAAGCUUGGAAUAGUUGCAGUUAGUAAUCCACUUCCUGAAGAUAUCACCUGUCUGGCAGCAGACCGAAUGCUUGUAUUUGUAGCUCAUAGCAACCACGUGAAAGCGUUUGCUAGAAACAGAGAUAUUGUGCAUUCAUAUGAAGGCCAUAACGCAGAGGUCCACCUCUUGUUGCCUUUUGGUGAUCAUGUGAUCUCAGUGGAUCGCGAUAACACGCUUAUUAUUUGGGAUGUGGAAUCAGAGGAAGAAUAUCUUCAACUGAACUUUGAUAAAAUCACGUUUGCAGUUUCUGCCCUUUUGCAUCCAAGUACCUAUAUCAACAAAAUUUUACUUGGCAGCCAGCAAGGGAGUCUUCAACUUUGGAAUAUAAAAUCCAACAAACUUCUAUAUACUUUUCAAGGUUGGAAAUCAAGUGUAUGUGUACUUCAGCAGGCCCCAGCAGUAGAUGUAGUUGCUGUAGGCCUAACAUCUGGUAUGAUAAUCAUCCAUAAUCUGAAAUACGAUGAAACAUUAAUGAAAUUUCAACAAGACUGGGGACCAGUCACAGCAAUAUCAUUUCGUACAGAUGGUUUCCCGGUGAUGGCUGUUGGUAGUCAUGUGGGUCACAUUGGACUAUGGGAUUUGGAGGAGAAGAAACUGAUUAGCCAAAUGAGAGAAACUCACACGACAGCUGUUUCAGGACUAACAUUUGUUCAUGGCGAGCCACUUCUCAUUACUACUGGUGAAGACAAUGCAAUUCGGGUCUGGAUUUUUGAUGCUCCAGGAGGUGGCGGUCGCAUCUUAAGAUACCGUAUGGGACACAGUGCCCCUCCAACCAAAAUAAAAUAUCAUGGAUCUGAUGGGCAAAACAUUCUUAGCUCUGGACAAGAUGGAACUUUACUGUCAUUUUCCACUAUUCAUGAAAGUUCUAAUAAGAGUUUGGGUCAAGGGCGUAUGAACAAAAAGAAAAUUAAAACCAGAGGGGUGAAUUAUGAAUUAAUGAAUCUACCUCCAAUUACUACAUUUGCUUCAGAAACUGCACGUCAGAGUGAUUGGGAUGGAAUUAUUGCUUGUCAUCAAGGAAGCCUAAUCAGUACAACAUGGAACUACCAGAAAACCUCAAUGGGAGCACACAAAUUUGAGCCUCCAAGAUUUAAGAAAGGGAACGACCAGAACGUUUAUGCCACAGCUGUGGAUAUAACAUCUUGUGGAAAUUUUGCUGUUGUUGGCCUUUCUACAGGCCACGUGGACGUGUAUAAUAUGCAAUCGGGCAUCCACAGAGGACAAUAUGGUGAAAACAAAGCUCAUGAUGGCCAAAUACGAGGAGUUGCUGUCGAUGGACUAAAUCAACUCACUAUUACAGCUGGUGGAGAUAAACUAGUCAAGUUCUGGAAGUUCAAAUCAAAGCAGUUGGUUUAUACAACAACAUUAGAUGCAUCACCAAUCACCAUUUUGCUACACAGAGACAGUGGCAUGUUGGCUGUUGCUAUGGAUGAUUUCAGGAUAGCAGUUAUGGACAGUGAAACACGAAAAUUUGUGCGAAGAUUCUCUGGCCAUCAGAAUCAAAUAAAUGACAUGGCUUUUAGUUCAGACGGACGGUGGUUAAUUACUGCUUCAAUGGACUGUACAAUACGGACCUGGGAUCUCCCAUCAGGCUGCCUCGUGGACUGCUUUUUACUUGAUUCAGCAGCUGUCAGUAUUACCAUGUCUCCCACUGGAGACUUCCUUGCUACUGCUCAUGUUGAUAACUUGGGAAUAUAUCUCUGGUCCAACAAAACACUAUAUAAUAUUAUUUCCCUUCGUCCUCUUCCUGCUGAUUAUCAACCUACUGUGACGAUGCUUCCUGGAGCAUGUCAACAAGAAGAUAUGGAGACAUCAGACAUUGAAACAGAUGUGGAAAGCCAGAUGAUAGACUAUGAAUCAUCUGAACAACUUGGAGAACAGUUGGUGACACUCUCUUUGCUUCCAGAAUCGCGCUGGAAAAAUCUUCUUAAUCUUGAUAUUAUUAAGAAAAGGAACAAACCCAAGGAACCACCUAAGGUGCCCAAAUCUGUUCCUUUCUUCAUUCCAACUAUUCCUGGCCUUGUGCCUCAUUUUGCUGCUGCAGAACAACAAGGUUCUGAGGACCAGUCCAAAGUGGUAAACUUGGGGGUGCUGGCACAAAAAACAGAAUUUUACAUGCAAUUGGAAGGUGCUCUAAACACCAAUAAUUAUGACCAUGUAAUUAAACUUUUGAAAGGAAUGGGGCCAUCUAAUAUUGACAUUGAGCUGAGGAGCUUGGCCCCAGAAGGAGGAGGUUCUCUGAAUGUGAUGCAGAGUUUUCUGCAAAUGAUCAACUACAUGCUUGGUACAAAGCGUGAUUUUGAAUUGGCUCAAGCCUACCUUGCAUUGUACUUAAAGAUCCAUCUCAAGGUUAUUGCCACCGAGCCAGUUCUACUAGAAGAAAUGUCAAAAGUAUCAGUACAGUUGGAGGAAACUUGGACGCAUAUGCAAACUCUUUUCAAUAAGAGCAUGUGUCUCCUGGGCUACUUGAAAAGUGCUCUGUUGUAGAUUGAAAAUUAGCAAUGUUCACUGAGUGCAUAUUCUACCUUACACACCCACUCAUGUUAUUAUGCCACUUUUUGCUACAUUAUUUACUGUUCGUUGCCAUGGAUAGAAAUUGCAUUUUAGAUAUAAUUCCUCUAUUAAGGUUUGAAGUAUGCUGUUGACUAUAAUUUCUUAAAAGGGAUGUUGUAUUGGUGGCAUUUUUAAAAAAAUGUGCCUAUAGUAGGUUUACAUAGAAGAGGAAAUGGCCCAAAACAUGCCAAACUAUGCAUUUUUGUGGAUUAUCAAUUUUCUUCGUGCUUGCUCUCUAAUUAUUUUCCAUUACUAUUGAUAUGUAAAUAAAAGACAUUUUAUUAUGGAAUUGUAUCUUGUAAAACUAAAACUAUUUGUCAAAAUUAACUUCAUCUUUUAUAUCAGUAUUUUAUUGCAUUGAAUUAAAGAGAAUAGAUGUUUUAUAGAAUCAAUCAUAUUUUCCACUUGUACUAAUUCUAUGAUACUGAUAUUAAAUCCCUUUUUGGUGUAAA